AUGAUAGUAAUAGUAUUUAUUUUUCCGUAUAUUGGAGCACAAUCAUUGGAUGGUUGUGAUAAUUUCUGUUUGUCGAUUUUUCGUUCUAAUACAUUCAAAUGCCAAAGUGACCCAAUAUCCGUAGUAAUGUGUGAUGUUCAUGCCAAAGAUCAUUACAAAAUUUGUUUAAUUAAAUGUCAAAUUACAUUCCCACCAGAAACUAUGGUUCCAUCAACCACAAAUUUAAAUUUAUAUCAACCAAGUAUAUUUGAUUAA
This is a messenger RNA of Cavenderia fasciculata, 255 nucleotides long. RefSeq lists its product as uncharacterized. Lineage: Eukaryota; Evosea; Eumycetozoa; Acytosteliales; Cavenderiaceae. The record is from RefSeq and is a predicted model, not a curated record. The transcript is spliced from 3 exons. The coding region runs from base 1 to 255 and encodes 84 amino acids.